Spea bombifrons (plains spadefoot toad) is the source of this 1996-nucleotide messenger RNA. RefSeq names its product methylsterol monooxygenase 1 (gene MSMO1). The record is from RefSeq and is a predicted model, not a curated record. Gene Ontology annotation, biological process: sterol biosynthetic process. The coding region runs from base 2 to 880 and encodes 292 amino acids. Gene Ontology annotation, molecular function: iron ion binding; C-4 methylsterol oxidase activity. The transcript has 5 exons. Lineage: Eukaryota; Metazoa; Chordata; Amphibia; Anura; Pelobatidae.
CAUGGCGUCCAAUGACAGCGUCCUCAAUUCCGCCUACCUGGCCGUUGAAUACAUAGACUCUUUCUUACCCGAGAACCCUCUGCAAGGGCCUUUUAAAUAUGCCUGGACUUACAUGCUGGACAACUAUACCAAGUUUCAGAUUGCGACCUGGGGAUCGCUCAUCGUCCACGAACUCAUCUAUUUCCUGUUUUGUCUUCCGGGCUUUCUUUUCCAGUUCCUACCUUUCAUGCAAAGGUUUAAAAUUCAGCAGGACAAACCAGAGACGUGGGAAGGGCAAUGGAGAUGCUUCAAGAUGCUUCUUUUCAACCAUUUUUGCAUCCAGCUCCCUCUAAUUUGCGGCACAUAUUAUUUUACUGAAAUGUUCGGCAUUCCAUAUGACUGGGAAAGCAUGCCACGGUGGUAUGUACUAUGUGGACAGUGUUUUGGUUGUGCCGUUAUUGAAGAUGCCUGGCAUUAUUUCCUCCAUCGACUCCUGCACCACAAGCGGAUAUACAAAUACAUCCACAAAGUACACCAUGAGUUCUCGUCUCCAUUUGGGAUGCAGGCUGAGUAUGCCCAUCCUCUGGAAACUCUGAUUUUGGGCACUGGUUUUUUUAUUGGGAUCCUUGUGUUCUGCAAUCACGUCAUUCUCCUGUGGGCGUGGGUGAUGGUCAGACUUAUGGAAACAAUAGAUGUUCACAGUGGGUACGACAUUCCUCUGAAUCCCUUGCACCUAAUCCCCUUCUACGCGGGGGCACGCUUCCACGAUUUCCACCACAUGAACUUUGUCGGUAACUACGCCUCAACCUUUACGUGGUGGGACAAAAUCUUCAACACUGAUUCUCAGUUUAUUUCCUUCCAUAACAAAGGCAAGACAUCAGAGAUGAAGAAGACAAAAUAGAUGUCACAAACGUACACUUAACCAUGAAAUAUUCUUACCAAAUCCUGAAUUCUGCCACAGAUGGAUGCAAAGUUGUUUUUAUGUAAAAAAACAAAAGACAUUACUUGUUUGUAGAUCUUCUGUGGAGAAAAAACAAAGUUUUUAUAUACGUGGAAACUAACCCACAAAUGCUAUUGGCUACCAUAUUACAAAAGCUACACUCUCAUGACUGUAGGAACCCUGAAUAUUUUGGGGUAGAAUCCUGUCCUGCUGCUAGGAUUACAGACUUUCCCAUUAUCUCUUAAUACAAUACACGCUUGGUAGUGUUGCUGCUGGGUCUCUCAAGAGUAAUCUGGGAUGUCCUCCAUAUCCCAAACGGACAUUCGUGUAGCUAUUCCGCUGAUUUCCGGUGGUGGUACAGAUUUCAGGUGGUAUGAAGAUGGAAUAAAUUUUAUUUGAGAAGAGGCUGCUCAAAAAAAAAAAGCAACCAAUUUGCGAGGGUUCAUUUUACUUUAUUUAAAAAAAAAAAUUACAUUCAUAUUUGCCGUAUCGUGCCUCAGGAUUUAAUAACAACAAAAGUGUGGUAAUAAAAAAUGGCAUUUAGCAAACUUUUAAGUGCAGUACAUUAUAUAUAUUUUUUUUAGUUUUCCCCUAGUGCUUAAUGUACAAAACAUAGAUGGACCAUCAUAAAGAAAAAAAUCUGUAUUCUGUCACAUUUCACAGAUGUUGAUUCACUAAGCAUUGUGUAUAGCGUGAUGAGGAGUUGUAUCUCAAAAAAAUAUAUAUAUAUUAUGAAAUGCUAACAUACCUUUUCAGGAAGAACUUGCUGUGUGUUGGCCCUUUCAAAAUACAUAGUUAAGACUUUUCAUCUGUAUUGACUGUAAACAUUGAUCUUUGAAUUUUCAACUGUAUGAACUAAGGUUCCUACACGUUUUCACAGCCUAAAAGUGAAAAUACGUACUGAAUAGUUAUGUAGGUAUUUAUGUGUUGAGUAAAAAAGUAGUUCUUGUGCAAAUUUGAAGAGUGGCCUUAUCACAGUAACAUUUCAAACCUUGCACCAGAAUCACUUUUUAUACAUAAACCCCAAUUUGUUGUUUGUUUGCUGUCAAGCACUUACAUUAAAAUGUAAUUCCUAAA